AUGCCGCCUCGUCGUCAAUCUCUCUCUGGCCCGACGGUCGUGGAUCAUAUCGCUCCUCUCGACUCACGGCGGCCCUCAACGUCCUCUAACGCUUCUACCCCUCGCGAUGCGACUUCAGCAGCACGCAACCGCAUCCAGCAAGUCACGCAACACAUCACCCACAGCCUCCCUUCCACACUACGAACAGACAUGUCGUCGCAAGAGUUCAAGCAGGCACCGCACAAGCUGCUGGUCAUCCCGGGUCCCAUCGAGGUCGCCGACGAUGUGCUCUUGGCCAACGCCCACCCGGCCAUGUCGCACGUCUCGCCCGAAUUCAUCCCUGUCUUUGGCGACUGCAUCCGCAUGCUGCGCGAGGUGCUCUUUGCUCCCAACUCGCAGCCCGUCCUCACUGCCGGCUCUGGUACCCUCGGAUGGGACCACGUUGCUGCCAACGUCAUCCAGCCCGGCGAGGACGCGCUGGUGCUCAACUCGGGCUACUUCGGUGACAGCUUUGCCGACUGCCUCGAGACGUACGGUGCCAAGGUCGACCAGAUCAAGGCUCCCAUCGGCUCCAAGCCCACACUUGCCGAGGUCGAGGAGGCGCUCAACAAGAAAAAGUACAAGGUGCUCACCUUCACCCACGUCGACACUUCGACCGGUGUGCUCAGCGAUGCCAAGGGUCUCGGCGAGCUCGUCAAGCGCGUCAGCCCCGAGACCAUCCUGGUUCUCGACGGUGUCUGCAGUGUUGGCAGCGAAGAGAUCCGCAUGGAGGAGUGGGGCAUCGAUGUCGUGCUUACCGCCACCCAGAAGGGUCUUGGCUGCCCUCCCGGUCUGAUGGUGCUUGCUGCCAGCCAGAAGGCGAUCGCUGCAUUCGAGAAGCGCACCGUGCCUCCCAACAGCUACUUUGCCUCCUGGUCCAGGUGGCUCCCCGUCAUGAAGGCCUACGAGGCUGGCACGGGUGCUUACUUCGCCACCCCACCCACCAACCUCAUCUACGCGCUCCACGCCAGCUUGACCACCAUCACCAAGGGUUCGCCCUCGCUCGAGGACCGAUUCAAGCAGCACAUUGCUGCUUCUGACCGUGUGAAGGACUUUGUGACGCAGCUCGGACUCACACAGCUCGCUGCUGACGGCAAGAAGGACGGCGCUCACGGUAUGACGGCGGUGCGCUACCCCCAGGGCCUCAAGGCCACCGACCUGCUGCCUAAGCUCGUUGCCAAGAACAUCGUCGUCGCUGCUGGUCUGCACAAGCAGGUCAAAGAUGAGUACUUCCGCAUCGGCCACAUGGGCGUCACUGUUAUCAACGACAAGGAGCGUGGCGACCUUGACCACCUGCUCACUAGCAUCAAGGAGUCGCUCGCCGAGGCUGGUUACAAGCCCUAG
Messenger RNA from Sporisorium graminicola, 1362 nucleotides. RefSeq lists its product as uncharacterized. The record is from RefSeq and is a predicted model, not a curated record. NCBI's taxonomy places the organism in Eukaryota, Fungi, Basidiomycota, Ustilaginomycetes, Ustilaginales, Ustilaginaceae. Gene Ontology annotation, cellular component: peroxisome. Gene Ontology annotation, molecular function: L-alanine:glyoxylate transaminase activity; L-serine:pyruvate transaminase activity. The transcript has a single exon. Bases 1 to 1362 code for a protein of 453 amino acids.